Messenger RNA from Scedosporium apiospermum, 1572 nucleotides. RefSeq lists its product as uncharacterized. The record is from RefSeq and is a predicted model, not a curated record. The transcript is spliced from 6 exons. Bases 1 to 1572 code for a protein of 523 amino acids. NCBI's taxonomy places the organism in Eukaryota, Fungi, Ascomycota, Sordariomycetes, Microascales, Microascaceae. Gene Ontology annotation, molecular function: heme binding; oxidoreductase activity, acting on paired donors, with incorporation or reduction of molecular oxygen; monooxygenase activity.
AUGUACAACACCGUUCUUGCUGUCGUCGGCGCCGCCGUCGCCAUCUCCUACCUUACGCUCUCUUACCCCAAAUUACGGCAAGAAUGGCAACUCCGCAGGCACCGCUCCGAACUACCCCCAGGCCCCAAGACUCUCAAAGUCGGGAUCCGCAAACCGUGGCUAUGGUUCCAUGAGCUCACAAAAGAAUACGGAGACGUCGUCUACCUCCAAAUGGGGCCGACCCCGACCAUCAUCCUCGGUUCUGCUCAGGCGGCAUGGGAUCUCUUGGAGAAGAGGGGCGCCAUCUACUCGUCGAGACCCCGCUUUGUCAUGGGCGGCGAGCUGCUGUCCAAUGGCCUCCGGGGUCUCAUGGCCCCCUACGGACCUUUUUGGCGUCGGUGGCGCAAACUCUUGCACAGCGGAUUCAUGCAGCGACGCAGCGAGACGUACAGGCCUCUCCAGAGCCUUGAGUCCAAGGUCUUGAUGAAUGAUUUGCUCGAUACCCCUGCGGACUAUAGGCGACACCUUGAGCGGUACGCUGCGUCGGUCAUUGUCACUGUCACGUACGGACGACGAGUCGAGGAUGUGACCUCCGAUAUUGUCGUUCGUCGCAAUGCCGAGUCCAUGGAGCGACUAGUCCAAUCCAAUAUCCCCGGUAAAUUCGCUGUCGAGCGCUACCCAGCACUUAAGCACGUCCCAGGCUACCUCGCGCCCUGGAAAGCCGAGGUGCUCGCGCAGCGACAGAAGGAUAUUCAGCUGUACACUGAGCUCAUGAAUGAAGUUAAGGACAAAGUAUCCAGGGGCGUCGCUCCCGAAUGCUUCGCCACUCAUCUGCUCGAGCAACAAGAGAGUCUUGGCAUGUCUGAUCUUGAAAUCGCGUACACUGCUGGUUCUCCGUUCGGCGCUGGUGUCGAGACUUCUGCCGGCUCUCUCGCAAGCUUCCUCCUUGCUUGUGUCAAGUUCGGUCCCCGAUUCAUCCCCAAGGCCCAGGAGGAGCUCGACAGAGUUGUCGGCAGUGAUCGUCUCCCGACGUUCGACGACCUUCACGACCUGGAGUAUAUCCGUGCUAUUGCUGCCGAGACUCUGCGCUGGCGACCCGUCGCCGUUCUCGGCGGUACCCCACACGCGAGCACCGCUGACGAUUACUACCGGGGCAUGUUCAUACCCAAGGGAAGCACCAUCAUUGCUCCGCUUUGGAGCCUGCACUUGAAUGAGGCCGAUUUCCCCGAGCCCCACGAGUUCAAGCCCGAGCGAUUCAUGGAGAAACGCGAGUACCCCGGUCCUUGGGGCCACAGCGCUUUCGGCUGGGGCCGCCGUGUCUGCCCUGGAAUGCACCUCGGUUCUGCUUCCGUCACGAUUAACAUUGCCCGCAUUCUCUGGGCUUUCAAUGUCCAGGCCGCGAAGAACCAAAAGGGUGAAGACAUUGAUGUGGAUAUCUUCGCUUAUACCGACGGGUUCAACUCGGUCCCGCUGCCGUUCUCCUGUGACAUCAUCCCUCGCUCGGAGAAGCAUGCGGAGGUCAUCAGGAAGGAGUGUGUUGAGGCCUUAGAGCAACUCCAAACUUACACCGCGGUUACAAGCAACAUUUCUUAA